UCCUCAACACAGAUGGUUUUAUUUAAUAGAAGCCUGUUUGUUUGGCAAAUCUAGGUGGCUUUUAUACUUUCUUAAAGAACCACAACAAUGGGCGGCUUGAGAUUUAGAGGCCCCCUUAGAAGAAAUCAGUUUAUCCUUUCAAUGCUCUUUCUUUUGCAAAUUGAGAUUCUGGGUCUGGACAUGGAUAGUCGUACUGCAAUGGAAGUCUGUGCCACACACACAAUUUCACCAGGACCCAAAGGAGAUGAUGGUGAAAAAGGAGACCUUGGUGACGAAGGGAAGCAUGGAAAAGUGGGACGUAUGGGGCCAAAAGGAAUUAAGGGAGAACUGGGUGAUAUAGGAGACCAGGGAAAUAUUGGCAAGACCGGACCUAUUGGCAAGAAAGGAGGCAAAGGAGAAAAAGGUUUGCCUGGAGUUCCUGGAGGAAAAGGAAAAGCAGGCACCGUCUGUGACUGUGGAAGAUACCGAAAAGUAGUCGGACAAUUGGAUAUUAGUGUUGCUCGCCUCAAGACAUCCAUGAAGUUUGUUAAAAAUGUCAUAGCAGGGAUUAGGGAAACUGAAGAGAAAUUCUACUACAUUGUGCAAGAAGAGAAGAACUACCGGGAAUCCCUAACCCACUGUCGGAUCCGUGGUGGAAUGCUCGCCAUGCCGAAGGACCAAGCUGCCAACACACUUAUUGCAGACUAUGUUGCCAAAAGUGGCUUCUUCAGAGUAUUUAUUGGAGUGAAUGAUCUUGAGAGGGAGGGGCAGUAUGUGUUCACAGACAAUACUCCACUGCAGAACUACAGCAACUGGAAGGAAGGGGAGCCCAGUGACCCUUAUGGUCAUGAGGACUGUGUAGAAAUGCUGAGUUCAGGCAGAUGGAAUGACACUGAGUGUCAUAUAAGCAUGUAUUUUGUCUGUGAGUUUGUUAAGAAGAAAAAGUAACUUCCCUUAUACUGCAUAUUAGUUAUAUUCCUUUGACAGCAUAAUAGUUAUUCUUAUAUAUCCUUGUUUGCUUAGUCAUGCUACAUUGGAUCUAAUGCAAGACAUGGAGGUAAUUAUAAUCUAAGGUUUUGUA
This is a messenger RNA of Suncus etruscus (white-toothed pygmy shrew), 1060 nucleotides long. It is a transcript of the gene COLEC10, whose product is annotated as collectin subfamily member 10. The transcript is spliced from 6 exons. Bases 88 to 927 code for a protein of 279 amino acids. The record is from RefSeq and is a predicted model, not a curated record. NCBI's taxonomy places the organism in Eukaryota, Metazoa, Chordata, Mammalia, Eulipotyphla, Soricidae.